AUGCGUUUCGCCGUCCCGUUGCCAGCAUUCCGCCGUCCCGUUGCCAGCAUUCCGCCGUCCCGUUGCCAGCAUUCCGCCGUCCCGUUGCCAGCAUUCCGCCGUCCCGUUGCCAGCAUUCCGCCGUCCCGUUGCCAGCAUUCCGCCGUCCCGUUGCCAGCAUUCCGCCGUCCCGUUGCCAGCAUUCCGCCGUCCCGUUGCCAGCAUUCCGCCGUCCCGUUGCCAGCAUUCCGCCGUCCCGUUGCCAGCAUUCCGCCGUCCCGUUGCCAGCAUUCCGCCGUCCCGUUGCCAGCAUUCCGCCGUCCCGUUGCCAGCAUUCCGCCGUCCCGUUGCCAGCAUUCCGCCGUCCCGUUGCCAGCAUUCCGCCGUCCCGUUGCCAGCAUUCCGCCGUCCCGUUGCCAGCAUUCCGCCGUCCCGUUGCCAGCAUUCCGCCGUCCCGUUGCCAGCAUUCCGCCGUCCCGUUGCCAGCAUUCCGCCGUCCCGUUGCCAGCAUUCCGCCGUCCCGUUGCCAGCAUUCCGCCGUCCCGUUGCCAGCAUUCCGCCGUCCCGUUGCCAGCAUUCCGCCGUCCCGUUGCCAGCAUUCCGCCGUCCCGUUGCCAGCAUUCCGCCGUCCCGUUGCCAGCAUUCCGCCGUCCCGUUGCCAGCAUUCCGCCGUCCCGUUGCCAGCAUUCCGCCGUCCCGUUGCCAGCAUUCCGCCGUCCCGUUGCCAGCAUUCCGCCGUCCCGUUGCCAGCAUUCCGCCGUCCCGUUGCCAGCAUUCCGCCGUCCCGUUGCCAGCAUUCCGCCGUCCCGUUGCCAGCAUUCCGCCGUCCCGUUGCCAGCAUUUUGCCACCCUGUGGACAGCAGCACUUGGUCCCACAACCACAUGAUCGUAUCUCCUUACCACGUAGUCUCAUUCCACCAUCCUACCUCCCACCACUUACUCCCAUAUCACCUCCUUUACCCCUACCACGUACUCCCAACUCACAUCCUCAACCUCUAA
Closterium sp. Yama58-4 is the source of this 978-nucleotide messenger RNA. The record is from the annotation of a GenBank genome assembly. NCBI's taxonomy places the organism in Eukaryota, Viridiplantae, Streptophyta, Zygnematophyceae, Desmidiales, Closteriaceae.